ACAGGCAGGAGCUAGGUGCAUGUGCCACACUCACGCAAGACCUGGAAUUGAUAGGAGGACUCCCAACUAGUAAAAUGACAGAAGAUAAGGUCACUGGGACCUUGGUUUUCGCUGUCGUCACUGCUGCACUGGGUUCCUUCCAGUUUGGAUACGACAUUGGUGUGAUAAAUGCACCUCAACAGACAAUAAUAUCUCACUAUAGGCAUGUUUUGGGUGUUCCACUGGAUGACCGAAAAGCUAUAAACAACUAUGUUAUCAACAGUACAGAUGAACUUCCCACAAUCACAUACUUAAUGAACCCAGAACCAACCGCUUGGACUGAGGAAGAGACUGUGGCAGCUACUAACCUAAUCACCAUGUUCUGGUCCCUGUCUGUAUCCAGCUUUGCAGUUGGUGGAAUGAUUGCAUCAUUCUUUGGUGGGUGGCUUGGGGACACACUUGGAAGAAUCAAAGCCAUGUUAGUAGCAAACAUUCUUUCAUUAGUCGGAGCUCUCUUGAUGGGGUUUUCAAAAUUGGGACCAUCUCAUAUACUUAUAAUUGCUGGAAGAAGCAUAUCAGGACUAUAUUGUGGGCUAAUUUCAGGCCUGGUUCCUAUGUAUAUUGGUGAAAUUGCUCCAACCAGUCUGAGGGGCGCACUUGGCACUUUGCAUCAGCUGGCGAUUGUCACAGGCAUUCUUGUUAGUCAGAUUAUUGGUCUUGAAUUUAUCCUGGGCAAUCACGAUCUGUGGCAUAUCCUGCUUGGCCUGUCUGCUGUGCGAGCCAUCCUUCAGUCUCUGCUACUCUUUUUCUGUCCAGAAAGCCCCAGAUACCUUUACAUCAAGUUAGAUGAGGAAGUCAAAGCAAAGAAAAGCUUGAAAGGACUCAGAGGAUAUGAUGAUGUCACCAAAGACAUUAAUGAAAUGAGAAAAGAAAGAGAAGAGGCAUCAAGAGAGCAGAAAGUCUCUAUAAUUCAGCUUUUCACCAAUUCUAACUACCGACAGCCUAUUCUAGUGGCACUAAUGCUGCACGUGGCUCAGCAAUUUUCUGGAAUCAAUGGGAUUUUUUACUACUCAACCAGCAUUUUUCAGACGGCUGGUAUCAGCAAACCUGUUUAUGCAACCAUUGGAGUUGGCGCUGUAAACCUGGUUUUCACUGCUGUCUCUGUCUUCCUUGUGGAGAAGGCAGGGAGACGUUCUCUCUUUCUAAUCGGAAUGAGCGGGAUGUUUGUCUGUGCCAUCUUCAUGUCCGUAGGCCUUGUACUGCUGAAUAAGUUAUCUUGGAUGAGUUACGUGAGCAUGAUAGCCAUCUUCCUCUUUGUCAGCUUCUUUGAAAUUGGGCCGGGCCCGAUCCCCUGGUUCAUGGUGGCUGAGUUUUUCAGUCAAGGACCCCGUUCUGCUGCUUUAGCAAUAGCUGCCUUCAGCAACUGGACCUGCAAUUUCAUUGUAGCUCUGUGUUUCCAGUACAUUGCGGACUUCUGCGGACCUUAUGUGUUUUUCCUCUUUGCUGGAGUGCUCCUGGCCUUUACCCUGUUUACAUUUUUUAAAGUUCCAGAAACCAAAGGAAAGUCUUUUGAGGAAAUUGCUGCAGAAUUCCAAAAGAAGAGUGGCUCAGCCCACAGGCCAAAAGCUGCCAUAGAAAUGAAAUUCCUAGGAGCUACAGAGACUGUGUAAAAAAUUUUAAAAAAAAAUACCCUGCUUUUUGACAUGAACAGCAACAGUAAGGGAACUGUCUGCUUUUAAAUGACGAUUCCUUGAGCAUUUUAUAUCUACAUCUUGAAGUAUUGUUUUAUUUUUAUGUGCUCUCAUCAGAAAUGUCAUCAAAUGUUACCCAAAAAAGUAUUUUUUUAAGUUAUAGAAUAUAUUUUUGAUGGUAAGACUGUAAUUAAGUAAACCAAAAAGGCUAGCAUAUUUUGUUACACUAAAAGGCAGGUAGUUCUAGUAUCCUUAGCUCUGUUCUUUGUAACAAGGCUUUGAGUUACAGUUUGUUUUGCUUUUUAAUUGAGCACAGCCUGGUUUUCACAGGUACUCAAACAAUCAUGAGUCAGACAUUUUGUAUAUUACCUCAAACUUCUAAGACGUUUAAUCAAAUCUAACGUAAGGAAAUUUGAAGUAGAGGAUUGAUCAGUUUGUUAAAAAUGUUUUCUGAAUUACUACGUCUCAAAAUAAGUUGAAAAGGUAGGGUUGGACCAUUCCUGAGUGUGGGCUUCUGAAACUUCAUAUAAAUGUUCAACUUGAGACUUUAUCAAAAUCCCUAUUUAGUUUUCCUGGAAAGACUGAUUGCUUUACAGUAUGUUCCUAACAUAGAAUAAUCCCCUCCUUCGACAUUUCCUUCUAUGUCUUAGCGGUAUACAGACUCUAUCCAAACUACUCUAUGGCCAUUACUAACAUGUAUUGUACACCAUCAAUCUGCCUUUGCCAACACAGGCAAAUUGGAAAUACAUAGAUCAGGCGUCCCCAAACUACAGCCCCCUGAGGCCACUUAUCCGGCC
Molecule: messenger RNA, 2467 nt
Organism: Saimiri boliviensis boliviensis (Bolivian squirrel monkey)
Lineage: Eukaryota; Metazoa; Chordata; Mammalia; Primates; Cebidae
Gene: SLC2A2
Product: solute carrier family 2 member 2
Biological process (GO): dehydroascorbic acid transport
Cellular component (GO): plasma membrane; brush border
Molecular function (GO): D-glucose transmembrane transporter activity
Source: RefSeq, a predicted model, not a curated record